AUGGUCUUACCUGGCAAGCUACGUGUUUAUAGUGACUGCGCAGGUUUGGCCUCAGAAUUGGUUGCCCUGACAUUGUGCGGCCUGGCAGAACGAGCAACCCUGGUGGGCUGGAGCGAGAUUGAUGAGGAGAAGCAGCUGCUGCACAAGUUGGUUUGCGAGCGCCUAGGGUUCAACGCCCAGGCGCCCCUGACAAGGGAUGUAAGCCUCAGGGACCAUGCGCAAGCUGAGGCGUCCGAUUUGUAUGUCUCAGGCUUUCCUUGCCCCAGCUUCAGUUCUUUGGGUAAAGGUCAAGGCGAUAAGGUAAAAAAGGGUAUGCUCUUGUUUGACGGUCUCAGAUACAUUUGCCAUCACCAACCUAUGAUUUGCAUUUUUGAAAACGUGAAAGGGCUUUUGUUUCCCCAACACCGUGAAUUGACGGAGACCUUGAAGUCCGUGCUGCAGAAGCUCGGGUACUUGUUGUAUUGCAAGGUCCUCAACACAAAGGACUACGGCGUUCCACAAUCCAGGCCACGAGUCUUCGUUGUGGCCAUAAAGAAGAAGAGUAUCCGUAUGAAGUUUCGUUGGCCAGUUGCCUUGAAGUUGUCGAAGAAGUCCUUGCGGCACUUCAUUGAAACGACCAAACUGGGCGACGAGUUAGCCGACCUCAGUCACUACGAGAACAAGUAUGGCAGAAAUGCAAUUUGGGAAAAGCCCUAUGUGCUCGACAUUGGGGCCAGCAAAAAGUUCCAGAGCGCCCAUGUUGGCGUUGCGCCAUGCUUAACCAGAAGCCGGUUGUACCAGGAUGCGUCGGGCUUCUACAUUCCCAAGCUCCGACGGCGCUUGAAUGUAGGCGAGGCCGCGAAGCUUCAGGGCUGGCCGCGGAAAUUGACAAAGUUGUUGGCGAGGGGAACUUCCGGAAAGAUCGUGGGUGGGGCUUUGGGUGACGGCAUGUCUAUUAAUGUCUUGGCGAAGGUAAUCUUGGCUGCAUUGGAAUGCGUUGGGUUCAUCGAUAUGGGUAGUGGCUCUCGCAUGGAUCCGUGGCGCGGUGGCAGUCCAGAGGAGUUGGCUUCUGCGGCUGACAGACACCGCAAGUUGUUGGAGAAGGAAAAGAAAAUGGAAAGGGCAAAGGCAGCAGCGGAGAAAAAGGCUGCCGGCGAGGCGGGCGAGUCACCCAGCCCAGAGACGAAGGAUGGAAAGGCUGACUCGUCGACAACCAAUGGAAACGCUGGCUCGACAAAGUCGACCAAUGAUGCGGCCAAAGCAUUGCCCAAGAAGUCAAAAGCGGCGCCCCAGCCGACCCCGCCUGAUGAAGACAACCGCGACUAUUACGCCGAGGUGAGUGAAGAUGUGCGGCGCAUCCUGAAGCACUUGGGUAGUAAGUUUGGUGAGCAGCCAGCCUUAGAGAUUGCUGACAAAGACCGCUGCGGCGAGGGCGGCGUACAGGAGCCGUACUCAAAGGCCAUGUGCGAGCGCGCGCUUGGCAAUCAAGGCUCAUAUGUCGCGGCUGGUAAUUUGCUGUGGGCAAAUUAUUCAAGCAGCGCGACGCCGGGAAUACCGCUGAGCAGGCGCUCUGUGGUGGAGAUGGCCGACUUCCGCUGGCCUGUUGACAAGGAGCCUGAGUUUGUCAAGAUUUUGUUGGAGUUCGUUGCGCCUGACGUCAGCAGUGCGCCAGAAACUCCACAGGGCCUGCAACUUCUCAGCCCUGAGGGCUACCUUCACGCCAUAUUGCACGCAGCUGCUCGCCAGCUUCCAAAACAUAAAGAGCGCUGGGCCGUGGUCCUACGGUCGGUUCCAAUUUGUCUUACAAAGGAACCAUCGGACCUUUGGAUCCACGCUUGGAACAACAGGAACGCCAUCUCGCAGGACUACGAAAGCCUUGGCAGGUCGGCUUGGCAAACCGCGGUCGAGAUCAAGAAGCUCAAGGGCCGCUAUGACACUGAUGCGAAGAAAGUCCUCACAGCGGCAGAGUUUACUCUGAAGCUGAAGAAUGCCGGACUCAAAAAGGCCAGUUCGCAAGACGACCUGUCCACAAAUCUUGUCAACAAUGCAAUCCAUAUCGCAGAGAAACUUUCGGGUGAAGAAGUCUUAGGUCCAAUCCGCGAUUUGGAGCAGCGCUUCGGGAAGGCCUCCUUCUUCAACAGUAUGGUGAAGUUGCAUGCGCUGGCGACGAGGGUCAAGCCCAGCCGUCGAGACUUUGUUUUCCAAGGCCUGCGAGACCUCAUUGUCCGAGGUCUCCUUGACAACGACGAGGUGACGAAGACGGCUUUGCUCGGUGACAAGAACAGCGCAGGCCUCAUCUCGUUGUUGGAAUUGAAGGCAGAGUGCUUGACUCACUGGCAGUGUGUGGCGCUUGCGCGUGCCAAAAUUGAUGAGAGAGACCGGAAGCUCAUCGCAGAGGCGCUGGCCUCCCAUCAAAGCUACAAUGACAAAAUGCUGGGGGAGGAUGUGGCAUGGCAAGGGCCGAUGGCUGUCUCGAGCGUGGAAGCCUUGAAGUUUUUGGAGGAAUUGGUUUUUAACAAGAAGUUCGACCACCAGCUCAAGCAGCUGGCUCGAGGACACAAGAUCAUGGACGAGGUGAUGGAGAAUGAAGUCAUCAAGGAGGCCUGGGACAAGGUCGUCGCACUUCGCGAGAAUGAGCUGACAGAGCAGGAGGUGAAAGAGAAAGCCUCAGAAGCCCAGGAACCGGAAGGAGAGGAGACAAGCAUUGCGAAGAUGCGCAAGGCGCCAACAAGCUACACUGAAAACAGUCACCAAUACUGGCUGGCAGUGGCAAACGCAAGCGUCCGCCGGCUGUUGUCGUUUGUGGUCUUGCCCACGACGCAGCGCAGCAUGGAGCUCGCCGUCGGGCAGAGCGCGUUGAAGGAUGUGGUGGUGGAAGCUGGCUCCAAGUCGUGCUUGAUUUGGAUGGACCUGGAUCUACUUGGAGAAGGGGUCGGGCCCGGUAGCCAGCCAGGCCUCCGCCGGCAGAAGCAAUUCGAUGUUGCUGUCUGGAAGCCUCUUCUCCAUGGCUGCCUUUUGGCCAGAGGGGCUCAGCCAAAGAGCGAAGAACAUGAAGCCACAGUCCAAGUGAUACAGCCAUAG
Durusdinium trenchii is the source of this 3060-nucleotide messenger RNA. Lineage: Eukaryota; Dinophyceae; Suessiales; Symbiodiniaceae. The record is from the annotation of a GenBank genome assembly.